UCGGAUCUGCGACGCGAGCGGCGGAGACUGAGCGGUCCCCGUCUGUGGGAGUUUGCCCUGCCGUGGCUAGCGAAGCCUUGUAUUUUUAUUUAUUUUAUUUUUUUUUGUGUGCUGAGAUAAUUUCGCGAUUUUGUCAUUUUUAAAAACCCGUCAACACGGAGCGGAACUGUGUGACACGCUUAAAAUGUCUAUAUUGCCGUUCACUCCCCCGAUCGUGAAGAGGCUCCUGGGCUGGAAAAAGGGAGAGCAGAAUGGCCAGGAGGAGAAGUGGUGCGAGAAGGCUGUCAAGAGUCUCGUCAAGAAGCUGAAGAAGACGGGGCAGCUGGACGAGCUGGAGAAAGCCAUCACGACGCAGAGCGUCAACACGAAAUGCCUCACCAUACCCAGGUCUCUGGAUGGGCGUCUGCAGGUGUCGCAUAGAAAAGGUCUUCCUCAUGUUAUCUACUGUCGUUUAUGGCGCUGGCCAGAUCUGCAGUCCCACCAUGAGCUAAGGGCCAUUGACCUGUGUGAGUUUGCUUUCCACACCAAAAAGGAUGAAGUGUGCGUCAAUCCCUACCACUACCAGAGAGUGGAGACACCAAUUUUGCCUCCUGUCUUAGUACCACGGCACACAGAUAUCCCCACAGAGUUUCCCCCCCUGGACGACUACAGCCACUCCAUCCCCGAGAACACCAACUUCCCUGCAGGCAUCGAGCCUCAAAGUAACUAUAUUCCUGAAACUCCUCCACCAGGGUACCUGAGUGAAGAUGGAGAGACAAGCGAUCACCAGCUCAACCACAGCAUGGACACAGGUUCACCUAGUCUGUCACCAAAUCCUGUCUCACCAGCAAACGGCAAUCUUGACUUACAACCAGUGACCUAUUGUGAGUCUGCCUUCUGGUGUUCUAUCUCGUACUAUGAGCUAAACCAGCGGGUUGGAGAGACCUUCCAUGCCUCCCAGCCCUCCCUUACAGUAGAUGGCUUCACGGACCCCUCCAACUCAGAACGUUUCUGUCUGGGAUUGUUGUCCAACGUCAACCGCAACUCAGCUGUGGAGCUCACACGCAGACAUAUAGGAAGGGGUGUGAGGUUGUAUUACAUUGGAGGUGAGGUGUUUGCAGAGUGUCUCAGUGACAGCGCCAUUUUUGUUCAGAGUCCCAACUGCAACCAGCGCUAUGGCUGGCAUCCUGCCACUGUUUGCAAAAUUCCUCCGGGCUGCAAUCUCAAGAUCUUCAACAACCAGGAGUUUGCUGCUCUCCUGGCCCAGUCAGUCAACCAGGGCUUUGAGGCUGUCUAUCAGCUCACCAGGAUGUGUACCAUUCGCAUGAGUUUCGUGAAGGGCUGGGGAGCAGAGUACAGACGUCAGACGGUGACCAGCACCCCCUGCUGGAUUGAGCUGCACCUAAACGGCCCUUUGCAGUGGCUGGACAAGGUGCUCACACAGAUGGGCUCCCCCAGCAUCCGCUGCUCCAGCGUGUCCUAGGAGCAGCACUCGCACCCCCCUCCCUCCCCCCAAGCUCUCCCUCCUCCAAACAGUACAACCCACAUAGGAAAACAAGAGCUUCUCUCAAUGAUAAGGAAAAAGGUGUGGCUCAACAAAUCCCACUCAACCCUCAGACGGUCCCAACAUUUCACCUCACUGUAAAGCACUUUCCUAGUAAUAGUAGCAUCUAGUGUCUCCAUUUGAUUGUUGUUUAACAACUCGCAUGUUGUUUUGAUGUCCUGUUCAACAUUCAGCCAUAGCAUGUUAGCAAUAGGUUUUAGACUGAACACAUUUUACAGUUUUCUUCAUCAUACAGACAGUCAUGUCUAUAAAUUUCUAUAGUGCUGCCUUUUUAUCAAUUUCUGAUUAAGGAUACUAAAUUUCUUUUUUUUUCUGAGUUUACUGUACAGUUGAGCUCAUCUCUCAACCUUUUUAAACCCUUUUCCUCACAAUUAUUCAUGUCAGCUAAAUGUUUGGCUGUUGGAUGCUAGAUUUGCUGAUGUCAGUGUAUCACCACACCCCAAACUUUUUAAUGAUAAUGAUUUGGCAGGCUUCUCCCUUACUUAAGCUUUAUUUAGAGGCGUUGACUUGGGAAAGGUCAUUGUUUCGAGUCGUAAUGAAAUAAAUUAUAUAUUUGCUAAGUAUAUUUGAUGUAUAAACUACUUUGCCCGUACUCUUUACUGUCUAAAGUAAUGAAAUAGUGAAAAAUAUGAAUUCUUCAAUUGGUAUUUUAUCUACAGUAUUUUUAAGCAAGGAAAAAGAUAAUGUCAUUAUGUUUCUUGAAAAGUACUUAGAAUGAAAACUAUUUUGCUCAAUGUGAGAGACAUUUUAUAAGUUAUUUUUACACACUGUCCUGCAUGGGGAAUAUAUAUUUCAGUAUUGCCCCACAAUGAUCAUUGUACAUAAAUAUUUAUAGCUUGUAAUAAUUGUGAUCUUGCAUUGCUUGACAGUGGUGCCGACUGGACCUAGGUGUAAACAGACACACAAACAUGACGUACGCGAUAUAGGAAGUGACAACGUUUUGGGCCACUGCAGCCCGUGAGGCCUUUCAACAAGCCUUGGGGGUCUUCUAACCCACGUUGAACAGGUCAAUUUUCAAUAUUCAGUAUUUGAUGUUGGAUGCAUUCAUUUCAGUUGCACUUUUGCAAUACCAACUGUUACUGGAAAAAAAUAUUCCAUAGAAGGAACAUAUGACAUACGGUAUGACUGAGUGGAGUGAUUGUGUUUUGAGUUUUAGCACUGUGUGAUUCCUGUGAGUAGAGUGCUCACCAAAAGUAUCCAUGUAAGUGGCACUUAACAUUUCACCUUAUAUAGAAAAAAAAAUGCAAACGAUGGUGCAUUUCCUUUCAGCUAUUAGUGAAUGUAUAUUAUAUGCUCCACAUAGGUAAAUGAUGCAUUUCCAACUUGCUAUGGUGAUCAUUGUAAGCCAUUGGUGGCUCAGGUAUUGUGCUUGUCCAACUAAUUAUGUAUAUUCAACAAUAUCCAGCCAGUUCGUUGCUAAAAGGCAUAAGAUGUCAUGUUUUGUUGUCCUUGGUUAGUGUCUGUCGAACUACCACGCAAAUAUUGCACUUAGACUACAAAAGAACAAGUCAAGUAAUUUAUUCAGAAGUUACUUGACGAAAAACUUAAAUAUUGUGUGUAAAAAAACAUGCAAGUAGUUGGUAGAUCUAUAUCAGUACUUGUAUUCUUUUGAACUCUUACGUUAGUUUGAACUCUGUUCGUAAGUCUUAUGUACAUGUUUUCUCCUUGUUGGUUACAUUUUUUUUGAAAUGAUCAUUGUUUUGUUAUGUGAUUAAAUAAAAUGUA
Lampris incognitus (smalleye Pacific opah) is the source of this 3268-nucleotide messenger RNA. It is a transcript of the gene smad3b, whose product is annotated as SMAD family member 3b. The transcript is spliced from 9 exons. The coding region runs from base 185 to 1462 and encodes 425 amino acids. Gene Ontology annotation, cellular component: heteromeric SMAD protein complex. Gene Ontology annotation, molecular function: RNA polymerase II cis-regulatory region sequence-specific DNA binding; DNA-binding transcription factor activity, RNA polymerase II-specific; I-SMAD binding. The record is from RefSeq and is a predicted model, not a curated record. Gene Ontology annotation, biological process: anatomical structure morphogenesis; regulation of transcription by RNA polymerase II; transforming growth factor beta receptor signaling pathway. NCBI's taxonomy places the organism in Eukaryota, Metazoa, Chordata, Actinopteri, Lampriformes, Lampridae.